AUGGCAAAGCACAACACAAACAGCAACGUGUAUUUGGGAGAAUGGUAUCAGAAAGAGGCCGAUCUCAACCGGCAGCUGGUUGUAAGCUUCUUCCCGAGCGAUAAUUCGGUGGAGCUGGUCGAUUUGAAAACGCGUAAAACUUUCCUGCGUCGUACGAAAAUCGAAGAGCUAAAUGAGAAUGAUUUCUUCAUCGGGGCGAAACUGCUGAUCUUUGGCAAGCAGAUCAACAUUCUCGAUUAUGGAGAUGCCAAAACAAGAAGCAAAAAGUCGGAAGAACAACUUUCCUUCGGGUUGAUCAAAGCGGAAGCAUUGCUACACAUUGGUGAAAUACUGACAAAGAUACACAAGGCCGGUUUGGGUGUUCGUCGGUUGGCAAUGCUAAAGAUAGACGAAAACUAUUCCUCAAUGCUAAAGUCUGUCCGUUCGGAAGCUUCCAGUUUGAACUAUCUGAUGGACUGUAUGCCUAGCCAGGCGUUUGUCGCACUCGAGAUCAUAGGCAACAAUGCGUACAAUCAGUACCGGGAGUUGUGUGGACCGGAAUCACUUUCUGAAGCGAAACAGUGCGCCCCGAACAGUUUCCGUGGAUUGUACGGGGAAGACGUUUACUGUUCCCGAUCGGCAGAAGAAGCGGCCAAUGAAUCACGUUUCAUAUUUUUAAACAACGACAUCAAGCUCGUACUUCGUUCGUCGGCCCUUUACACGAACAGCACGUUGUGCAUCAUCAAACCGCACGCUGUCCGGGAAGGGAAAGUGGGAGAAAUAAUAACGGAAAUUUUACGCAAAAAAUUCACCAUCACCGCCAUUAAGAUGCUACGUUUCGAGCGGCCUAAUUGUGAAGAAUUUCUUGAAGUUUACAAAGGAGUCGUCCCUGAAUAUGAGUCAAUGGUAAUGCAAAUGAUCAGUGGCGACUGCAUGGGGUUAGAAAUUACAAACAAGUACGAUGAUAACCGUAGUACAUAUCAAACUUUUCGCGACUUUUGUGGUCCUAUCUGUCCGGAAGUCGCUAAACUUACCAGACCACAAACGUUGCGUGCCAUGUUCGGGAAGAACAAAGUAAUGAAUGCCGUACACUGUACAGACUUGGAGGAAGACACUGCCCUCGAGUUGGAAUAUAUUUUUAAAUUUCUAAAUUAA
Messenger RNA from Anopheles maculipalpis, 1134 nucleotides. It is a transcript of the gene nmdyn-D7, whose product is annotated as nucleoside diphosphate kinase 7. Gene Ontology annotation, cellular component: centrosome. The coding region runs from base 1 to 1134 and encodes 377 amino acids. Lineage: Eukaryota; Metazoa; Arthropoda; Insecta; Diptera; Culicidae. The record is from RefSeq and is a predicted model, not a curated record. The transcript has 6 exons.